Molecule: messenger RNA, 2373 nt
Organism: Ostrinia furnacalis (Asian corn borer)
Lineage: Eukaryota; Metazoa; Arthropoda; Insecta; Lepidoptera; Crambidae
Exons: 1
Coding region: 1-1233 (410 amino acids)
Source: RefSeq, a predicted model, not a curated record
AUGGUGAACUUAACAGUUGCGAACGUUUCCAAACGGCUUACAGAAGAAGUGAUUGAUAGAUGUUUUAAAAUUAAAACCAAUAGUAAAGACUCACCCAAAUCUAUUGUUGUAACAAAAGCUGCGCCAGCAGGCGAAGGGCUCAUUAGUGCUGUAUACAGGAUCCACGUCACAGGAUCUCACCACCAAACAUCGUUUGUGGCAAAGGGAUUAGUUAGCGACCGUCUUUUAAGGCGGAGUUUACGCUGUUCAAUUUUCUUCGAGAGAGAAGCCAUGUUCUUCUCACAAAUACUACCACAGUUCAAAGAAGUGCAAAAAUCAUCUGGAGCCAAGGAAAGUAUACAGAACAAUAUUCCCAUCUGCUAUGCCUAUCACAUAGGUGAUGAAGACGAUUACAUUCUCCUGGAAGAUUUAUCUGAAACUGCAUGUGAGUCAGUAGCAACGCCGACAAAAACAGAAAGAGAUUUAACAUUGCAGGCUUUAGCUCAUAUGCAUGCUGUUUCAAUUGCUCUUAGAACAAAAAGACCUAGGGUGUUCUUUGAAUUAGCAAGUAAAAUACCUGAAAUUUAUUACACAGAUAGUAAUCAAGCUUGGUAUGCUAAAUAUCUGCAAAACGCAAUUGAUAUCGACAAAAAUGUUAUAAGAGAAUUUGAAGACGAAUCAAGUAUUUACUUUAAGAAAUUUAUGAAUCUUGUGGAAAAUGAUUUUUAUAGACAAGUGAGAGAAUUAUUAGCAACUCCGAAGGACCAUCCAGUGAUGAACCACGGGGACGCUUGGCUACCAAACUUUAUGUGUUCCAAGAAGAGGGCCGUGGCGAUUGACUUUCAACUAUUCAGAUGUGCUUCGCUUGCUACGGACUUGAGUUUUUACCUUUGUCUUUGUGGUAACCUGUGCCUGAAUGAAAAAUACUUCUUUGAAGCAGUCAAGAUCUACUAUAAUUUUCUAGUGCAUUAUUUAGAAGACAUGGGUCUGAAUGCGAGUGAAAUAUUUUCAUGGGAAGACUUGUGGAUGGAGCUGAAGAUGUAUGGGAGAUUUGGUGUGUUGGCUGCUCUCACGACUAUACCGCUACUAGCAAGUCAGAGGUGUGAUGUGGGACUGCCGUUUGAAGACAAGUAUGGGGACGUGGAAAGAAUACCAUUAGAAGAUCUCUGGCGUUUGACUCCAAUUCGAGAUUUGGAUAAAAAAAAGGGACUCGUGAACGCUGUUCGCGUUGCGGUCGAUGUAGGUCUUAUUUAAACAGGUUUAUUUCUCUACAUUAACCAAUAAUAAAUAAUCAAUUAUGUGCUUAUAUUGUUUCAUAAUUCAAAUGUUAAUUCAGUAUUCUGACCAGCAAAGUCGAAACUAGCUUAAAUAAGACGAUUGUUGAACAAAGCCAUUGAGUGCUUCAAAAUUUAUAUUCCCAGUUAAAACUGUUCUAGAACAAGGCAAGAUUGCAUCGUGACGCUUCUAUUUCCGAAUCUUUUAGCAAUAAUCAAAAGCAAUUACCGAGUAGCGUAUCACGUAAUUCUUGUCUAACUUUUUGUUGCACCGUGUGUUAUCUAAAGUAUUCCCUGGCUGUUAACGGAACUGUAAUGCUAAAAGAUCGUUAAGUGCGCCUUGCGAACCGAUUUGUAUAAAAAUUGUACAUAAAAACACCUGUAUCUCUGAGAUAAGCCUUGAGAUGAGUCGACAGUUGCGGUGGAAUGUUUGACUCGUGACCGCCUGAGAGCCGAAAAGUAAUUAUCGCGGUUAUGUAGGAUGGUAGAGUUAGGGCCACUGUGCACUAGAGCGAGGGAGCGAAUACUACGCAAGCAUAAGUUUGCAAGCACACUUUGUUAUUAAAGGUAUCACUUUAUUUCACUAAAAUUGGGUAACGCGCAUUGAAUAUUCUACAUAGUAGAUACACGAUAGUAAUACACGAAGAUUCGUGGCAAUUUUUUUUAUUUUUCAUAGACGACAUCGAAACUAUUGGCUUGAUAGAUGAUUCAUUAUGGGUACGAAGUCCAACUUAACAGAAAUAUUGUAUCACAUCUCAAGUUCCAAUACUUCCAAUGUAACACUAACGUGUGUCAUGUUUCGCUCCAAAAUGAGCGCUCAACCGUAUGAAGUGGACUGACAUUUCGGUAUGUUCUGUAUGCUUUGAUGUUCUGACCGACUAGACAGUUUUUUCGUUCUGUGAUGCUGGCUAGUCGAACGCUACCUUUAUUUCCAAACUCCGUCGCUUCGUGUGUACUCAAUAGACACUAUUACACACAAAGGUAGGAUGAUUUGACUUUACUAAGAUUGAAUACUGGCUCGCCCCGUACACGAGCACUUCAGUAACCGUAUUACUUUAUAAAUGUUAUAAAGAAUUAAUUCUUAUUAAUAAAUUGUAAUUGGCUCAACCGUUUCGAAAUA